Sorex araneus (European shrew) is the source of this 1563-nucleotide messenger RNA. RefSeq names its product C-type lectin domain family 3 member A (gene CLEC3A). Bases 56 to 646 code for a protein of 196 amino acids. The record is from RefSeq and is a predicted model, not a curated record. NCBI's taxonomy places the organism in Eukaryota, Metazoa, Chordata, Mammalia, Eulipotyphla, Soricidae. The transcript is spliced from 3 exons.
CCCGGGGCUCCUGCAGACGCGCCGGCCGACUGGCCUUCAGACUCUCCCGGGAGCCAUGGCGCAGAACCGACUGGUCAUCUGCCUCCUGGUCAUCACCUUGGUCCUGGACCAGGCCUCCAGCCACCCUGCCAGGCUCAAAUCCCGGAAGCACAGCAAACGGCGGGUGAAAGAAAAGGAUGGAGACCUGAAGACCCAAGUGGAGAAGCUCUGGAGAGAAGUCAACGCCUUGAAGGAGCUGCAGGCGCUGCAGACAGUCUGUCUCCGCGGCACUAAAGUUCACAAGAAAUGCUACCUGGCUUCAGAAGGCUCGAAGCACUUCCACGAGGCCAACGAGGAUUGCAUUUCCAGGGGAGGGACCCUGGUCAUCCCCAGAAGCACCGACGAGAUCAACGCGCUCCGGGACUACGGGAAGCGGAGCCUGCCGGGGGUCAACGACUUCUGGCUGGGCAUCAACGACAUGAACUCGGAGGGCAAGUUUGUGGACGUGCACGGCUUCGCCCUGUCCUUCAGCCACUGGGACCGGGCCCAGCCCAACGGCGGCAAGCGGGAGAACUGUGCCCUGUUCUCCCAGUCGGCCCAGGGCAGGUGGAGCGACGAAGCCUGUCGUAGCAGCAAGCGGUACAUCUGCGAGUUUAUCAUCCCCUAGGGGACCCCUCUCAGUGCUCCUCGUCCAAGCCAGGUGGUUUGUGAUGGCAGGCAGAUGUGUCCCUGCGAGGAAGCCCACAAGACCACAUGGGAUAGAAAUGGAAGAGCCAGAAAACUCUGCUGCCACCGGUGGGUGGAGGGGGCUUAGAAGACGGUUGUUCAUGGGCUGGAGAGAUAGCACAGCGGGUAGGGCAUUUGCCUUGCAUGUGGCCGACCCAGGUUCAAAUCCCAGCAUCCCAUAUGGUCCCCUCAGCAUGGCCAGGGGUAAUUCCUGAGUGCAGAGCCAGGAGUAACCCCUGUGCAUCGCCGGGUGUGACCCAAAAAGCAAAAAAAAAAAAAAAAAAAAAAAAAUGGUCGUUCAGGUGGCUUCCGCCACGGGCUCACAAAUCCUGCGUUCCUUCCUGUUCCGUAGAGACCCGUUCCCUUUGAACAUCCCAGCAGCCGGGAAAGCAGGCUUGGUGAGCCGCCCGCCCCACAUCUUUGUGACAUUUGGGGAUCCAGGUGGUCGAUGAGGAUUCUCUCAGUGAGAAAUUUUAGGUGCUACGUGAUUCAAACAUGAUUCCAUCCAAAGCUGUUUGUCCCAGCCCAGCUGCGGCAGGCGCGGGGCCCUCUGCCCUCUGAGGGCUCUUUCUCUCCCUGGAGGCAGGCUUCGCGCUCCCACAGCAGAACACGCUCAUGUCUCCGAGACACACACUGGUUCUUGCAGACCCGGGGCCCCAGGCACACCUACCUUUCAGGGGAGGAAGUUCCUAGGGGAGAACUAACACAUGCUAAUUUCCUUUUUAAUAUACGCAUUUUCCUUCAUGCAUUUUAUCUAGAUGCCUUUGAAUAUAUUCCUUUUAAUAUAUACGUAUAUGCACAUGUAGAUAUAAUUAUCAACAAUCACGACUGUUGGACUCUAUUAGAAACUAUCUACCU